This is a messenger RNA of Tribolium castaneum (red flour beetle), 2350 nucleotides long. It is a transcript of the gene Dhap-at, whose product is annotated as Glyceronephosphate O-acyltransferase. Gene Ontology annotation, molecular function: glycerol-3-phosphate O-acyltransferase activity; glycerone-phosphate O-acyltransferase activity. The record is from RefSeq and is a predicted model, not a curated record. Gene Ontology annotation, biological process: ether lipid biosynthetic process; triglyceride biosynthetic process; fatty acid metabolic process. Lineage: Eukaryota; Metazoa; Arthropoda; Insecta; Coleoptera; Tenebrionidae. The transcript is spliced from 9 exons. Bases 228 to 2261 code for a protein of 677 amino acids. Gene Ontology annotation, cellular component: mitochondrial membrane; peroxisomal membrane.
GAUAUGUCUAAAGUUUAUUUACUCCAGGGCAUAGAAGACCUAAAAUAACCUAACAGAUACAUACGAAAAUGUCACGGUCAUGAUAAAUAUUAAACAAAGUUUAUUGUUAGUGGGAACACUUGUAAACUGCGUUAUCUCUAUGAGUACACCUUAGUGAAAUGAGUUGUAGUAUUUAAGCACACACGUUCGCAGUCGUCUCAAUGCAUUUGUAAACAGAGGUUAAAGACAUGUGUAGUUCCUCUAGGCGUUACCAGGACAUUUUGGCCCCCAGAAAGACGGAAUGUAGCAAUUUUAUGUGGGCUUCGAGGCAACUCAAUCCCCAAGUUGCCUUCAAACAAGCCAAAAAGCCCUCACCCCAAUACCACAAAGAUGAAGUCGUCAAAAGCCCCAAAAUUCAGGAACUGCUAAUCACACUGAGUGAGAAGGAACAAGUUACCAAAGAAGUGCUAGAAGGGCGGGUCAGGAAUAUUUUGGAUGAAAUUGGCUACAACAAGAAGUUGAAAGUUGUGAGAUGGCUUGCUGUGGUCCUUACGAAAAUUUGCAACAGAAUUUGCUCCGGGAUUUACCUGAACGAAGACGCAAUACUUCAACUGAAAUCUCAAAUGGGAACUUGUCCUGUGAUUUUUGUACCUAGUCAUAGAAGUUAUGCGGAUUUUAUUCUUAUGUCCUUCAUGUGCUUCACCGAGGAUGUGGCGAUACCCGCCAUAGCAGCCGGAAUGGAUUUUCACGGUAUGUGGGGUAUGGGCACAGUCUUGCGCGACACUGGAGCCUUUUUCAUGCGACGCUCAUACAACGACGACCAUUUAUACUGGACGACUUUCAAGCAAUACGUUUACCAGCUUGUCACCAAAGGAGACUUGCCAUUGGAGUUUUUUAUCGAAGGGACGAGAAGCCGCACAAAUAAGUCGCUCACGCCAAAAUACGGCCUGAUUUUGAUGAUUCUUCGAGCAUUUUUCUUGUCCCAAGUCCCUGACGUUCUUUUCGUGCCAAUUAACAUCAGCUACGACCGAAUUUUGGAGGAAAAAUUGUUCGCAUUUGAGUUACUCGGCAUUCCCAAGCCUAAAGAGUCGACGUCUGGGUUUUUCAAGUCGUUGAGCAUUGUUAAGGAAAAAUUCGGCUCGAUUUACUUCGAUGUAGCUGAGCCGAUAUCAGCGAAGAAGUUCUUUGGGCCGGAUUUGGACCGAACCUUGCAUAAUUUGCAACCAAUUCACAUGCAAGAAAUCACCGACUAUGAAAAGAAAUUAAUUCCGUCGCUGGCGCAUGAGAUUGUUUACAAACAACAAAAGCAUUGUAUUAUAACACCGUUUAAUUUAUUGGCCAUUGUUUUGCACAAUAAUUUAACGAGUGGAAGGAAUCUUUUGAGUGUUGAUGAGAUUAUUGACGAGAUUUUGGGGCUGAAAAAAGUCAUUGAAAAGUUCGGAGCUUACGUCUUCAUGGAUGACCCAAGAAAAUGCGUGCUAGAGGCUUUAGAAGUCCACAACAAUUUCGUCAGAGUUAAUGAGGAAGGAAAAGUCACUCUGGUCUGGGAUGAAAUCGUUGUGGGCAAAGUCAAUGUAUCCAAAUUGAAAGCUCACGAACUCUCAGAAAAGACAAUCACGUUUUCGGUUCCGUUUAUGCUCUUACAAAUUUAUAUUAACCCGACUUUGCAUUAUUUCGUGGACUUGGCCGUCUUAGUACUGAUCGUAAAACACCAAAGGGCCCAAAGUCAAGAUGAACUUUUUGCGAAUUAUCACUUUCUGAGGUCUCUGUUGUCCCAGGAGUUUGUUACUUUUAACACCAGGGAAAAAAUGGAAUUCACUUCAGCGUUAGCACAUGCGGUCGAUUUAAAUUUAUUGAGCAGAAACCAAGAAUUAUAUGAUCUCGGUGAAAAUAAACAGUUGGAAGAAAUUAUUUAUAACUGUAUUGAUUGUUUUAUUUUUACUUAUUUUGUGGUGUGUUCGGUUAUUUUGGAGUUAUCACGUGUUAUUGAAGAGAAAACAAUUUUGGCCAAAGUUCAGGAAGAAAUUGAAAUAAAGAUAAAUGAAGGUAAAGGAUUUAUCCAUCCUUAUUCCUUAAGUUUGGACACAAUUACCAAUUGUUUGAAUGCGCUUGCGGGUCAAAAUGUUUUGACAAAAAGUAGAAAGAGCGGCAGUGUUACUUAUGAAAUUAAUGAUACUAAAGUAUUAUUUAUUAAAAAUAGAUUAGAGCAAUAUGUGACUCCGGCACAGGUGCUCCAAGAGAAAUUCGAAAGUGUUCAGCUCCACUUAAAAAAUAAGCUUUAAAAGCUAAUGACUGUUUUUAUGUUAAAACCAAGCCAAAGGUGUUAAAAUUGAGUAUUUUGGUGUGAUUUUUAAUAAAUUGUUUUGAGUAA